AUGAGAAGUGGGGUCCCUCGAGCAGCAGGUGCCUCCCGGAGGGAAAAAGAUGGGAUGGUUCGUUCAUUGAUGAUUCCUUCGUUUAACGCUUACUGCGGAAGCAACCUACUUGAUCGAUCAACACGAUCUUCGACCUCUAAAUCCAUCCCCAAUAUCAUCCGAUCGGGUUGCAGCUGACUGGCUUUGGUUUUCUGAUUGUAGAAAUUUGAUUGAGUUUCUGGGUUUCGGUUUCUAGUUGUGGUUACUGAUUCAAUCACCAUGAGUUUUAUCUUCGGAAAGAGAAAAACUCCCGCAGAACUUCUGCGGGAAAAUAAGAGAAUGUUGGACAAAUCAAUUAGAGAAAUAGAGCGGGAGAGACAAGGCUUGCAAUCACAAGAAAAGAAACUGAUUUCAGAGAUAAAGAAAAGCGCCAAACAAGGCCAGAUGGGAGCUGUUAGAGUGAUGGCAAAAGAUCUUGUUAGAACAAGGCAUCAGAUUGAAAAGUUUUAUAAGCUCAAAUCACAGCUCCAGGGUGUAUCACUUAGAAUUCAGACUUUGAAAUCAACACAAGCAAUGGGGGAGGCCAUGAAAGGUGUGACAAAAGCAAUGGGACAGAUGAAUAGGCAGAUGAACUUGCCAUCUCUACAGAAAAUUAUGCAAGAAUUUGAGAGACAGAAUGAGAGGAUGGAACUGACGACUGAGGUGAUGGGAGAUGCAAUAGAUGAUGCUUUGGAAGGAGAUGAGGAGGAGGAAGAAACAGAGGAACUAGUGAACCAGGUUCUAGAUGAGAUCGGAAUCAAUGUAAACCAGGAGCUUGUGAAUGCACCAUCAGCAGCUGUUGCUGCCCCAGCGGCAAAGGCAAAGGUGCCUCAAGUCGAAACUACUGGAAAUGACGACGGCGGGAUAGAUAGUGAUUUGCAGGCAAGGUUAGACAAUUUAAGAAGAAUGUAGUCUUCAUCCUGUAUUAUGUACACUCCAACUUUACUUGGAGAAGUGGAGUAUAUUUGUAUACCAUGUCCAUGUUAUGCAUAAUUGGUAACUUCUGCCAGGCUUUCAUGAACUCAGGAUUAUAGGACAAAAUGGAUAUUUUUCUAAAUAAAAUUUCCUCGUCAGUUUUUACUA
This is a messenger RNA of Prosopis cineraria, 1101 nucleotides long. Its product is annotated as vacuolar protein sorting-associated protein 2 homolog 1. Gene Ontology annotation, biological process: protein transport; endosome transport via multivesicular body sorting pathway; late endosome to vacuole transport. Lineage: Eukaryota; Viridiplantae; Streptophyta; Magnoliopsida; Fabales; Fabaceae. The coding region runs from base 259 to 930 and encodes 223 amino acids. The transcript is spliced from 5 exons. The record is from RefSeq and is a predicted model, not a curated record. Gene Ontology annotation, cellular component: multivesicular body; ESCRT III complex.